Molecule: messenger RNA, 1534 nt
Organism: Tetranychus urticae (two-spotted spider mite)
Lineage: Eukaryota; Metazoa; Arthropoda; Arachnida; Trombidiformes; Tetranychidae
Gene: Arv1
Product: ACAT-related protein required for viability 1
Biological process (GO): regulation of plasma membrane sterol distribution; sphingolipid metabolic process; intracellular sterol transport
Cellular component (GO): Golgi apparatus; cortical endoplasmic reticulum
Source: RefSeq, a predicted model, not a curated record
UUGCUCAAACAUGUGAUUGUGGCUUCACAUAUGUUUUUGCUUUAUUUUUACAAAUAGUUCAACUGACUUAAAACACAAGUUUAUAAUUUUAAAACACUGUAACUUUUGUGUCAUGUUAAAAUCUUUGCCUAAGGGGCCUUAUGUCUGUGUUAAUUGUGGUCAUCAAUCCAAUUACAGUUUGGUCAAAGUAUAUGGUCCGGAUAGUAAGAAAUAUGAUCAUGGUGGUAACCUUAUAACUGAUGGCAUCAAAAAUGGUGACGAUUAUGUUGACUUUAAGCCGCAGAAAUCAAUUAAUCCAUUAAAUUUAAAGCUGAAUGACUGUUCAGAAUGUGGAAAACCAGUCGACUAUUAUCUACAAAUGGACAGUUGUUUCCUGAUUCUUGACGCAAUGCUGAUGAAGACUUCAUUUUUUCGUCACAUCAUUCAUAACUGUCAAUUGUCUAAAUCUUUACCCAUAAAAUUAUUCAUUGUUUACAGUUUCUGUGAGACUUAUAAAGAAUGGUCAUCACAAUGCACAACUCAAAUUGCUUAUGCUGAACUGGAAUCCAUGUUUUAUACUCUAUUUUUAAAGAAUAUUUUUUUCAAUUUGAUCUUUUUCUUAUCUAUUUUUAUCAUCUUCUCGUUGCGAUCAGGAAACUUUUAUCAACGGCGUCUCUUGUCAUCCCUUGUUAUCAGCUCAUUUUGUAAAUUGUACAAACUACCCGUUACCCUUUGGCCAUCCGAGUCUCAGGAAAUUGUUGAUCUGUUAUUGGAAAUUAAUUUAUUUGCUGGAUUGGUUCAAUGCUGUUCAGUUGCGUUUCAUCAACAAAUUGGUAAAAUUUCUUGUAGCUUAAAUCUUUUGCUUGGAUAUUUGAUUGUAUGGACAUCUAAAAAGCUCAUAGAUAUCUGAUUAUCCUAGUUGACCAGAUGACUUCCUCAAAAGUUUAUCAAAAUCUCAAAUUGUAAACUUGGUUAUUAGAAUGAGUUCCGUCAAUAUUUCGACUUAUACCAACUUCAAGAUCCAAAAUUGGUCUAUUUUUGGACAUUUAACGAAUUCUUAUAAAACUUGACGAAGCGAAACGCACAAGACUUCAAUUAUUUCACCUAUGUUUCGACCAAUUGUCAGCGACCAACAACCGGUGUAAACAUCUCAAGUGCUCCAUUCCAUGCAAAUAAUCAAACGUUCUGGAUAUUUCCAAAUCUAAAAUCAUUUUAAAAUGAAAUGCCAAAAAUAUGCAAUCAAACCCAUGGGCUUGAUCAGUCCAUAAGAGUGAUAUGAUUCACUGCCCAAUGCUUACUCAAUAAUUUAUUAAUAAUACGCUCUGUAACAUGGUACUCCAUCAUCCAUGAAUAUGAACAUUUUAAUGGAAAGUUUUUAUACUAAUUAGAGUUGAUAAUUAACCUUGAAUAUUAUUCUAGGAUCUCCUAGAAAAGCAAUUAAUUUACAAGUCUAUUGACCUUAACUUAAAUAUUUCUCCACCGAAUAUUGCACUCCAAAAAGAUAAAUCUUACUUUAUCGUGCCUUUUCAAUUAAAAAGCUUACAAGGGAAUAAUA